This is a messenger RNA of Conger conger (European conger), 4575 nucleotides long. RefSeq names its product zinc finger protein ZXDC. The transcript is spliced from 10 exons. The coding region runs from base 47 to 3805 and encodes 1252 amino acids. Gene Ontology annotation, cellular component: nucleus. Gene Ontology annotation, molecular function: transcription coregulator activity. NCBI's taxonomy places the organism in Eukaryota, Metazoa, Chordata, Actinopteri, Anguilliformes, Congridae. Gene Ontology annotation, biological process: regulation of transcription by RNA polymerase II. The record is from RefSeq and is a predicted model, not a curated record.
UGUGGAGGGCGGGCCUCUCGUCCGCUGCUGCUACAGGGAUACCAAGAUGGAAAUUCAGGGGCUUACUAUUGCCCAAAACACACACCAUAAACAUGGCGUCUCACGUCGGACAGGGUUGUCUCCACCGGGAUCGGCGACAGGCGCUCGUUGUCUCAACUUGUCGAAUAAAAUCGGAGUCAAAAACGACUCGGAAUCACGCGAACGGGAAAGUGACAACAACAACAACUGGCCUAGGACAUCUCCAUUUCGCCUGCUGGCAGAAAAUGGCAGCGGUGGUAGUCAGUCUCUUCUUAGACAGAAUAGUAAAAGGAACGUACAGCAAGUACAAAGACGCCCUGAACAAAGUGGACUCCGUAACGUGAUCGGUGCACAUGGGGCAGGUGUCAAAGAACAGCAAUUGCAACAAGACUGUUUGGAAAGUGGGUCGAAAUCCGAGUUUGAGAGUACAGAAACCGGAAUGCAAAUGGCGCUUCCUGUCUGUUGUGUGGUUGAAGAGAGUCACACACAACGACGGCAGCCUCCGCUUUUACGGCAGCAGCAAGGCGGCGCUACCUUGCACAAUUCAUUGGCAUGCGAGAGCGUCGCGGCUGGGAAGGGUAACAUUUACUCCGCUACCAACAUCAACCGAAAGGACAACGAGGAAUUUUAUGUGGUUUUCAACAUCGUCCAGGAGGCUGACAGCAACGGCUCUAACAAAGAAAUGGGCCGAUCAGUCUUCCUCUCUAAAGAUGGGAGGAGGAUGAUUGGUAAGGAUGCAGAUUCUACUUCCAAGACGAAGCCCGAUGUCUCAAUGGAGGUGCAAACCACUUCGGUUCUUAUGCACCCAGACGAAAAGUUGCCGAAUUUAACAUCCAGACACUCCAACAUUAGAAAACAUGUCGGUGCGCGGAAUGCAGGUUCUAUUGCACAGGAAAGGUGUGAGGCAACCGUAACGAACUCAAGUCAGCGGUUCGGUUCGAGUUUUGAAUCAGAUAGCAAUGUUGUUAUGGCUAACGAACGGUGCGACAAUCAGCCAUUAGACGAAAGCUUAGCAGCUAACGAUGGCGGCACCGCGGAUCAGACGUCCGUGGAAUUGCAUCUCCAGUCUGCACAAAAGUUUACAGGUGCUUUGAUUUCUGAAAACGCCGCUUUCAUGGAAACCACACACAUUAGCGACGUCAACAGCUCUGACUACCUUUCUGAAUACUCGGGAAACACCUUUGCCGGAGCCUCCAAUGUUUCCUCUUCAGAAGAAACAUUUUCUGGGACCAUUAUGAUAAACAACCAAAGCAUUAUCGUGACUAUUGAAAACGGAGUAUUGACGUUAGCAGCGCCCCCUGACGGCCAUGCGCCGAAAGAAGACGUGGCUAACCUGAAACAUCAGCUUGGCAUGAAAAACCACCAAGAUAUAGUCUUGAUUAAUUAUGACAGUUCGACCAAAACUGUCGGGAAGAACAGUAAUGUGGCCGUGGGCUCCAUCCAGUAUGAAGAAUCGAGAAUGGCGGUGAGUGACUCGGGUUUGAAUCUGGAGGAGAACUGCACAUUUCCGGACGCAGCCUCCACUUUGGACUCCUGCACCUCUGCUAAAGAGCAAGAGGACGGGACCCUGUGUUCAUUGGGCGACGGGGAUAUGAUCAGUGCAGGUGCGAGGGGGGUGAUGCAAACCGGCUUCAUCGUGUGCGACAGCGACCUGCCCCCCUUAAAGCUGGGAGGAACGAUGACGUUGAAGAAAGGCUCCCGCACCAAGUACAGGUGCUCGCAGACAGAAUGCACGGAGACCUUUGACACCAAGCACAAGCUGAAGAUACACCUCAUCUCUCACGCCGACGACCAGAGGCCCUUCAAGUGCUCCAUGGAGGACUGCGGCUGGUCCUUCACCACCUCGUACAAGCUCAAGCGCCACCUGCAGUCCCACGACAAAGUGCGCCCCUUCACCUGCGAGUGGGAGAACUGCGGCCGCAAGUUCACGACCGUGUACAACCUGAAGGCGCACGUCAAGGUGCACGACCAGGAGAACGCCUUCGCCUGCGAUAUCUGCAGCGACCACUUCCGCAGUGCCUCCAAGCUCGCCAAUCACCAGCGCACCCAUUUCGAACCGGAAAGGCCUCAUAAGUGCGAGUUUCCAGGCUGUGAGAAGACCUUCAUCACCUUCAGUGCCCUGUUCUCCCACAACCGCACGCACUUCCGGGAGAUAGGCCAGUUCACCUGCACCUUCCCCGGCUGUGACAAGCGCUACGACAAGGCCUGCCGCCUCAAGAUUCACCUGCGCAGCCACACGGGAGAGCGGCCCUUCAUGUGCGACUCUGAGGGCUGCGGGUGGUCCUUCACCAGCAUGUCCAAACUGCUCCGGCACAAGAGGAAGCAUGACGACGACCGGCGCUUCACCUGCUCGGAGGAGGGCUGUGGCAAGUCCUUCACCCGGGCGGAGCACCUGAAGGGCCACAGCAUCACCCACCUGGGCACCAAGCCCUUCGAGUGCCACGUGGAGGGCUGCAGUGCUAAGUUCUCUGCGCGCAGCAGUUUGUACAUCCACUCUAAGAAGCACCUGCAGGACGCCAGCGGGCUGAGGACACGCUGCCCUGUGGCCUCCUGCAGCAAACACUUCUCCUCCCGCAGCAGCCUGAAGAGCCACAUGCUCAAACACCACAACCUGAGCCCCGACGUGCUGAGUCAGCUGGAGAUGUCCACGUCGCUGACCCCCAGCAGCGAGCUGACGAGCGCAGGCCAGACGGGCGGGGCCCCGGGCGGCGCCGCGGGCGAGCUCGGCAGCAUCGACCUGACCUCGCUCUUCUCCAACGCGCCAGGAGGGGGCGCUGGGGCGGGCGUGCCGGCGGGCGUGACCAUGGACAUGUCGCUGGUCAGCUCGGGCAUCCUGACCAUCGACGCCGCCUCGGUGGGGGCCACGCUGGGCGGGGCCGGCGGCGCCCUGGCGCAGGCAGUGGACCCACUCAUCCUGGCGGCAGAGGCCAACAUAAGCUCCCACGGGCUUGACGGGGCCCUGGGGCAGGGCGGGGCCGGCGGGGUGCUCCCUCAGGGGACCCUGAACCUCGACGACGUCCAGACCGUGAACCCCGAGGCCCUGGGGUCCCUGGCGGCCCUGUCCAUGAGGGGCCCCGCGGCCCCCGAGCAGCUGCACCCGCUCAGCUCCUCCAGCACCCUGGGGCCCGACGCCCCUGCCUCCCUCACCCCCUCCAGCAGUCUGGCGGGGGCCCCUGGCCCCGAGCCCGACCGGGGCAGCGGGGCCCUGCUGGGGGCCACCGACGUGCUGGGGCAGCAGGAGGGCAGCAAGGUGGUGACGCAGUUCGUCUUCUCUGGCCACGCCGGCAGCUUCAGCGCGCAGAAGGACCCCGAGCUCAACGCCGUCUCCACCUGCUCCUUCCUGGAGAGCGGAGGCUCUGCGAGGACUGACUACAGGGCGAUCCAGUUGGCCAAGAGGAAGAAGCAGAAAGGCCCAGCCUGCAGUCCAGGCGGCACCGCUCUCGGCCCGAGGAAGACGAAGGGCGUGAAGACCAGCGCCACGGCGACGGCUGCCCCGGCGACCGGCCGCUUCGGCGAGGGCGUGGCCUCGGCCAACGCCGGGCUGACCAUCCGAGACCCCGUCACCGGGGCCCAGUACGUGCAGAUCCAGCUGCUGCAGGACGACCCAGCAGGGGAUGGGGACCUAGCCUUCCAGCUCAGCUCCCAGACCUCCAGCUCGCACUCCCAGCUCACCGUGGACCUGCCUGUCAACAUCCUGCAGGAGCCUGCUGCUACAACGGAGGAUGACGCAGGAUCAGACAACUCCCAGUUCACAGGAAGCACCAUCAACCUCCAGGACCUGGAGUGAGCCAGGAAACAGGAAACCCAAAACAGGAAGUUGUGGCCUGAGCACAGGAAGAUGAGCACCACUUUGUGGUGCAGUGACUGACAGUCAAACUUGUUUAAUCGAAUCUCUUUUUAUUUUGAAAAAAGUAUAUUCCAAUGGAAGAUGUUUCUAAAGCUUGCCCUUUUGAUAAGGCCUGCCUUUCUAACCCUUUGUACUAUGCGAGUGUGACUUAAAUGGAAGUUACGCUCAUAUACCGUGGGACAGGAUGUUGAAAAUUGUUGAAGCUUUUAGAUUUUUACUUCGAUUCUCACUGCAAAAGUAAGAAUUUAUUGAGCAUGUUUUUUUGGUUUGUUUUCAUUCUUGCAUUCAGAAUGAGUUGGUUUUCAGAAAUCAUGUUGCUUGAGAGUAAGCACUUAAGACAUGAACUCUGUUCAGUGCAUGUCCUCGUCUGAAUCUUCUCUGGGGAGGCCUGUGCAUGUCUUUGGCUUAAGUUGGCGAUCACACAUAUAAAUGCAUACACAGUGUCAAUUGUCUUUGCCUUAUGGACAUUACAUUUAUAUUGCAAUUAACCUGAGAACAAAUAUGUGGUUUAUGUUGAUUAUGGUGUUUUUUAAUUUAUUUUUCUAUUGUUGCAUAUCUUACAAAAAAACUUUUUUUUUGUUGGAGAAAAUAAAGUGUGCUCCAUGUUAAUAAUGUCAUGAGUGCCCAUAUGUAUAACUUCAUGUACUUAUUUAUUAGGUUUGGUUUAUCAAAUUGAAAGUCAAAUAAAGUCCUGUUAUUGAAGCACAAGA